Molecule: messenger RNA, 5768 nt
Organism: Bursaphelenchus xylophilus (pine wood nematode)
Lineage: Eukaryota; Metazoa; Nematoda; Chromadorea; Rhabditida; Aphelenchoididae
Source: the annotation of a GenBank genome assembly
AUGCCAUUCCAAACUUUCGGAAGUCAGCCCACGCACCGCUAAAGCCGGCAAAUCUCAAUAACCCUGCCAUAUCAUGCUGCUUUUUGUUUUUCAAUUGACAUUUUCUUAUUUACUGCAGAUUCCCUUAGGCAAUUACACUUUUGUUGACUUUUUCGCUUCUCUCAAUCUCCACAAAUCCGGGACAAAGCUUGGAAAUAAAGGGGGGAACGACCAGAACUUCUGAAUGCCCGCCUUUCCGGCCGUUUACAAAAAGCCGUAAAGACGAAAAACUGGGACGACUUAUUUUUGUCCGGCUUGAAAUCGUCAAGUUUCUGGUAUAAUCCGGCUUAAUUCACUGUUCUUUAUAAAAAAAACUUAUCAAUCCACAUCUAAUCUAACCCGUGUUUUUUGUAAUUCAGGGUAUUCACGGUGUUCAUUACUAAUUGGGGACUCAAAAUACUCGAUUUUAAUCUGUUCUACGGUAUUUUCGCUGGCAAAAUGCUAUGAUAUUAUAUGAUUUUCAGCUUUAUAGGCCUUUAAAUCUCUACUCUUCCAUUGUUUGUACGAAAAUUUCUGAGAUUUCACAAUGAAGUAGCACAGUAAUCCAUCCACAUUCAUCGCCUAAUCUGCAGUAGUCCACUGCCUCGAAUAAGAGAUAACGUGACUUCAGUAAAUCGUCGGCAUCAUUUACUUUUUUUUCUAGGCGGCAUUUGACGACGGUUACAUUUUAAUUCAGGCGUAACUCUUGUACUUCUUCCAGAGUUUGGAGAAAUAACACCUGCUAUCCGCAUAAAACUGUUAGUCCUGCGGUAAAUAUUGUUACCGUUCUUGCAGGGCUUCACUUUCUAUGGAAGUUAGAGUUUUUUAUUUUUGCAGAUCUUCAAUAUUUACAAUUUUCUCAAUUUUCUUGGAAUUAUAGACCAUUCCACAACUACACUUGCAUAUAAUCCUUUCAAACGUUUGCGUGUUAUUCUCCGAUAUUUUUAAUUGCGCUUUGCUUUACCUCAAAUGUUUUUUCUUUCAGGGUUUCCCUGACGACCGAGAAGACGGCAAAGUGAUAGUCCUUGGGAAAGGCAACAGCCUUCUGCGUGCACAAAACUGACGCACGACAUAAAACAAACAACGGGGAGCUCAGAAGAAGAGGGUGACAAUACAUCUGACCCAGAAAAUUGCCAACAAUACAAAGGAAAUUACUCGCCUACGAGUACGAACUUCGCAAAGUUCAACAAAACAAACUUUCGAUUCGACAAGUCUGCUGGAAUCAACACAUCUACAAACACGACAAAAGAACAGAAACUUCAACUGCAACCACAUCAAAACUUGAACAAAUAGCCAGGCCCAAAGAACGACUUCUAGCACUACAAAGGAACUCCCGAAGAAACGUUCUUUCCUCUUCAUCAACACGUUUAUUUCCGACUUUGUGUGACCCGAUUCGACCGUUGUUUUUCGAGUCCAUCGCCCGGACAACGACCGCAAGUUGGCCAGCGAGCCUGUUUCAGAGCGCAGUGGCCAAAGAGAAAAACCAGCCAGUGAGGCCGAAAACUUGACGACCGGCGCCGAAACGCCCUGCGGAAGAGAUUCGGUGAGCCAGGUGUGGAGAGAUUCGGAAGCGAGUGGCCAGUGCGCUGCGGCGCUCUCCCUUACCUUUGGCCCGGUGGCGUUUUCGGCUCACCGAAGCGUCGGGAAUCGAACGCAACUGCAUUCUUCGGCCGUUCGGUCAUUUCUCUUCAUUUGCAUAACAUUUCGUGCGGUUUUUGGUCCGCAUCCGGUCGGGGGAGUUAUUUUUGCGGCCAAGUUACGGUUUUUGGGCAAUUACUCUUCACUUCUUUUCUACAACUGUACAAAAAGAGCCAAGACUACUAAUCCUUAAAGGCGUCCUUCUUUCUUUCCCACGAUUGACAUCUACUACAUACUGUCAACAUCUCCGUCCUUUGCCAAUUAUAGCUAUUUCCUUUGCCCGUCCCCGAAAGGUAAUUCCACCUGUCACGCUGGGCUCGAAAGCACGGAACGUUACUUUCUCAAGGAUCGCAUAUUUUCCUUUCCCAUUGAGAAGCACUAAACUUUCUUCACAACUCACAAGGACAGCUGACAAGUGUAACGUGUCUUUAUCAACCGUCCAAAAAGAGAAAAGAGAGGGACUCCGCCUUCGGCCACAUUACAUUCAUUUCGACGAGCUUUCUGUGGGGUUUACCGGUGUGCCGCCAACGGCUUAAAACAUUCGCGAUACGUAAGCCCCUGAAGGCCCAGUGGGGGGACACAGAAUCCUGGGGCUCAAUCCCUCUCAUUUCCGAGGAAAUUUUCUCAAUUUUUAUUGCCGACACAAUUAGGGCCGAACACAUUCCUGGCGACGCCUAAUUACGGCGGCCGGUAGAAUCCGAAUCAAAACACCACCUUUAACUCGGCAUUCCCAUUCCCUCGAGGCCGAAUUGUCGUCGUUUGGGGUGGAAUUCGCGGGCAUUCGUGCCGUGGACGGUCUCGGACCGACAGCCGUGAACCUUCCUACUAAUCCAUUGCCUCAUUUAGUUGUAUCGACAGCCUCCGUGGACACCGACUACAGUUCGUCCAGCCCGGGUGUAACAGACGACGAGAGCUCAUUUACAGAUUUUUCGUCAACAACCGAACGAAUCCCAACUGAACGACGAAGUCGAAGACGGCGAAGGAGAAAACCAACCAGCCGAAUUGAGUGGUCUAGUGUUUCGUCGGCGGAUUCAAGUCGUCCGCCCAGUUAUUUCGCAAACUCGGCCGCGUUGACUUAUCUGUACAGUCAUCAGCGAGACCAAAGCAACAAAAUCACAGACCCAAAGGAGGAGCCUAUUCAACUACCGCAAGAGGAGAAUUUCUUCGUCCCUUAUCAUAAACGCUUCAACAAUCCGGUGACACAAACUCCUCCGCCUUUAUCGACAAACAAGGCCAGGCGGAAGGAGAGUUCUUAUUGGAAGAAUCGAGAGAACGAAGAGAUCGACCUUCCAUCCUCCAGCUGCAACGAGGGUAGCACCCACAAAUACUCUAGCGCUUCGACAGCAAGUGUUUGCGAUCAGUUCCAGCUCUACAAGAAAGCACUGGCUGAGCUCGACCAUAACGAAAGAUUUAACGAGUUAGUGAAGAAAUACGGUCUACAAGCCUGUAUUUCAUCUGAUUCAACCGGUCAAUUGGAAAACACACAACAAGCAGCAGAAGAAGGCCCGAGCCACUUCGCCAAUACGUACGAGGUGCUUCAAUUUUAUUAUCCAUUCAACAACUUGAGGCGAGCACCAACUCCAUUUCGUGUAAUCAACAUUGAUUCCGAUCUUCCAUCAACAGCACGAAUGGAGACUUCGAACGGAACUCGCCCUGACGGCGAGAAUGGUGGAUACAGCGGGACUCCAGUAAAGGGGAUUUGCACAAUUCCAGCGCGCAAAAGCGGUGUAUUUGCACUAAGUUUUCAAGGAAUAGCCUUUGUUCUAUGCGCUGCAAUUGUAUCCAUUUUCUUUUGUCAUAUCGGUGGAUACUCAACAAUCGCAAAUGGAGUCUUUCACAUCGGUGUGAACCGAACGCAUGUCAACGAGAAAGGAGAGAUCAUAGGCUACUCCCAAGCGUUCGCUGUUUCUGAUUGGCACACUCGUGUCAAACGACAGAAUGAUGAGAAUCCUCCAUUAGAAGAAGCUGGCGACGGAGAGGAACAGGAUAACAACACAAUAAAGAAGGGUAAGAAGAAAGGUGGCAAAGGAAAGAACAAGAAGAAAAAAGAAGACGAGGAAAAAGCCACUGAAGAAACUGAUGAUCAAGAAGCGGAGAACGUCAAAGAACCUAAAGAGGCCGCUGCGCCCCCAAAACAAGAUCUAUUUCCUACUCCAAUUCAACUCGAUCAGCCCGUCAAUCAGCUAAAUCCCGAGGAACCGCAGCCAAAUCCACCUCCAAACAUGGAAGAUGAGAUUGACUUGCCUCAAACUGACGUAAGUUAAAGAUGCACUUUCCUUAAAAGUUCAAAAAAUUGCAGCUGUAAACAUUCCGCCAUUAAAUUUUACUUUGUUAUUUACGUAAAUUAACUUGGCAAUUUUUAAUUUCAGGACGUACAAGGAAAUGCGGAUACAAUUCCGACAGCUGCAGCUACCGUUCCUUCGACUGUUCGGGCUGCAGAAAUCACAACCGUCCCUUCAAUGUUCCAAACAACAACACCCAGCCCAGUUAUUGUUGCAACAACAAACGCUGGGGCAGGUACAACCGAAAGUGAAGAGCUAAUAAAACCGGACGACGAACUACAGCCAACAGAGCUUAAUACUACACAACCUUCAAGUACGGCAACAAUGUCAACUAGUGACUUAUCGGAAGACCUAGAUGAAGAGGAGCCUGGAUACUACGAGAAGAUCUACGACGGGCCAUUUCCCUUGGUCCGACCAGCAAUCCUUCACAUUGGGAAUUUGGAAUUCGAACUACUCAACAUUCUUCGCGCUUCGUGUGUGGUCUACCUGGUCCUAUGUUUUAUUUGGUUUUUGUCGCUUAUCUGCUUGGGGAUGUCGCUGUAUUUCGAGGUGCUGGACCUGGUCUACAUCAACAUUUUCGUCCUGACCGUGGUGUCAGUUUAUACGCUAAUUAAGGCCCUUUUGGUGGGAAUUCUCAUCUUCAAGCAGGUAGGCUUUGUUAUGAAAAACUCGUUAAGGGUUUUACCCGAGUAUAUUAAUUUUUUGGUCCAUAAAGUAGUAGUUAACGAAGGGGUUUUUUCCAUUCAUAUUUGUUCGUAACAAAUCCACUAUAAUCCCAUCGAAUGGGUCUAUUUUUGCCAUCCUUUCCGCCCACAAAAAUUUAUUACCUGCCAAACAACAGGUUGUGAUACUUUCGAAAGGACACGAAAUACCUAGAAAAUGUUAUAAACAUUCCAAAUUUACAAAAACAUUCCCAAUCUAAUCCAAAUUUCCUGUUUUCAGAAGGCUUUCGACUGGCAUAUUCUUGGAGUCAUUUCCGGUACAGUCGGUAUUCUAAUCCUCGGUUUUGUAUUCAUGUUGGGAGCUAUGGUGUUAAUGGUAAUUUGGUAUCGAUACAUCGACUAUAUGAAUGGCGGAAACGAAACAGUAAGUUAUUUUUUGGAGGGAAUGCUAAUUAAAAAGGGGAUUACAAUCCAAUUUCAUCAAACUUUUGGCAAUACUAAAGUACGAAAAAAAAGAAAAAACUUUACAAUUUGUACUUUCUCGGCAAUUUCGACUCCAUGAUAAAAAAUUUCGUAUAAAAAGUUCUUAUCCCAGAGAUUUCUCAAUUAGAGAGACGGACCUGAUACAGUGACAAAAAACGUACCAUUUUGCAUCCGGGAAGUGUCAAAAAUGAAGCAAAAUGCCUCCCUCUCCAAGCGCAAAAACUCCGUUUUGAAGACGCGCUUUUGAAAUCAGAGUUUUUUCACUUGGAGAGGGAGGUAUUUUGCUACAUUUUUUGAUACUUUCCGGAUGGAAAAUCGUACUUUUUCCACUGGAUCAGGUCCGUCUCUGUGGAGGCUUUUGAGGCUCCACAACAAAUUGCGAAAUCUCUGGGAUAAGAAAUUUUUAUUCGGUUUAUCAUGAAGCCGAAAUUGCCGAGAAAGUACAAAUUGUAAAGCUUUUUCCUUUUUCGUCUGUAUCACCUUUAACAACAAGCUCUUUUUUCAGUGUCUUUGUACCUCUUCAAUUGCUCACUACAUCAAGAGUCGAAGAGGAUCGGGUAGGCAGCAGCAGCCCCGUCAAGCCCGACAGAAUGCCGCAGGCGACUACUCCAUCCCAGAGGCCACUCAGCAUGCCAAUCUGCCCUACAUCGAUGAGCCGCCCGUCCAUCAGUUCAGUAACUUUUGA